AUGAAUGGUAUAUCAAACGCACUAAACGGGUUAUACGAUAUCUCUGGUGUGGAAGUAGGCCAACAUUUCUAUUGGCAAAUAGCAGGUUUCCAAGUCCAUGCCCAAGUACUUAUUACCUCUUGGGUUGUAAUUGCUAUCUUAUUAGGUUCCGCCGUUAUCGCUGUUCGGAAUCCACAAACCAUUCCAACCGCCGGUCAAAAUUUCUUCGAAUAUGUUCUUGAAUUCAUUCGAGACGUAAGCAAAACUCAGAUUGGAGAAGAAUAUGGUCCAUGGGUUCCCUUUAUUGGAACUAUGUUUCUAUUUAUUUUUGUUUCUAACUGGUCGGGUGCUCUGUUACCUUGGAAAAUCAUACAAUUACCUCAUGGAGAGUUAGCCGCACCCACGAAUGAUAUAAAUACUACUGUUGCUUUAGCUUUACUCACGUCAGUAGCAUAUUUCUAUGCGGGUCUUUCAAAAAAAGGAUUGGGGUAUUUCAGUAAAUACAUUCAACCCACUCCAAUUCUUUUACCUAUUAACAUUUUAGAGGAUUUCACAAAACCCUUAUCACUUAGUUUUCGACUUUUCGGGAAUAUAUUAGCUGAUGAAUUAGUAGUUGUUGUUCUUGUUUCUUUAGUACCUUCAGUCGUCCCUAUACCUGUCAUGUUCCUUGGAUUAUUUACAAGUGGGAUUCAAGCUCUUAUUUUUGCAACUUUAGCUGCGGCUUAUAUAGGCGAAUCCAUGGAGGGUCAUCAUUGACUAGUUUUUGUUUUUGAAAUAGUCUAGCCCUUUUUUAGCUUAGCUUGGUCCAAUCCAAUGUAUGCGCAACUCAAGAUAAUCUACUUACUUAGGGACCAUAAAUAUACAAAUACGACGAUCUAGAGUAAUAACAAAAAAGAUUACGAUAUUAGAGAAUUGUAAUAAAAAAAGGAAAGAGAUCUAAUUGAAAAGAUCUUUUUCCUAAAAUUCAGGGUUGGUCCAUUUUUUUUAUUACUUAUAUUUAUAUCAUAUUUACCUUCGAUCAAUAUUAUCCGAUCAAUAUUAUCUUUAUCUUGAUAUUGUUUUUGUUUAUUCAAUUUCAAUAUUAUGAGUCCUAAUUAGAAUAGGAAUUCUUAUGGUAUCAAUUUAGGGUCUAUGAUUUUAAAAAAGCUGUUCUUUAUAUAGAUAUAGAAUGAUUCCCAUUUCAGUCGAUUUCUUCAUUCAAUUCAAUGAUUGACCAAAAGAAAUUUUUUUUUUCAUAAAUAAUAAAAUAAAUUGCAUGAACUUAGCUCAAUCAAAUACUGAUAUUGAUGUUUUAUUUCUAUGCAAUGAUUUGGUCUAAUGAAUUCGUCCAUUUAGAUUGUAUCCAUGUGAGAUAAUGCUAAAUAAAAAAUAAAAGGAAGAGACGAA
Molecule: messenger RNA, 1365 nt
Organism: Gossypium arboreum
Lineage: Eukaryota; Viridiplantae; Streptophyta; Magnoliopsida; Malvales; Malvaceae
Product: ATP synthase subunit a, chloroplastic
Exons: 1
Coding region: 1-735 (244 amino acids)
Biological process (GO): proton motive force-driven ATP synthesis
Molecular function (GO): proton transmembrane transporter activity
Source: RefSeq, a predicted model, not a curated record